AUGAAUGUGUCUGCAUGGACAUCACUCGCAAACACCAACUCAUCCGAAGCUUUGAAUUACCCGGUGGUGACCGGAAUACCAACGGAUAUGCUGUUGGCACCGGUUAACGUGUCUGUAUCCACAACACAGGCACCUUCAGAAAACACAGUACACGCGUUGGUAUCGCUGUCAGUGGUGUGUGUGGGGGGACUGAGUUUGAUCAGCGGACAAGAGGACCUCAUACUCAAACCCGACCAGGUGGCCGCUGUUCUGUCGUGCCUUGCACUGGCGCCUCCCGUGCACGCACUGGGGUAUACGAAUGUAGGAAAUAGUGUGGGAGAUGAGGAUGCCGAGGAGAUGUUCGGUACGAGACAGUCUGAGAACGACAGCGACGAUGUGGCGGCGGUGGCUAUGCGCGCGAUGCUCGAGGUCACACAGCCGAGCGGUAUUGGUACAGUGGGUGGGAG
Sphaeroforma arctica JP610 is the source of this 446-nucleotide messenger RNA. RefSeq lists its product as hypothetical. The annotation marks the transcript as partial. The record is from RefSeq and is a predicted model, not a curated record. NCBI's taxonomy places the organism in Eukaryota, Ichthyosporea, Ichthyophonida. The transcript has a single exon.